AUGGAAAACAACAACCCCCAGCAGAGCGCCGCCGGCGGAGCGUACCAGACCCCGGCAGUCGGCGGCGGCGGCGGCGGGUACCCUGCGUACCAGCACCUCCUCCAGCAGCAGCAACAGCAGCUGCAGAUGUUCUGGAACUACCAGCGGCAGGAGAUCGAGUCUGUGAACGACUUCAAGAACCACCAGCUGCCGCUGGCCCGGAUCAAGAAGAUUAUGAAGGCGGACGAGGACGUGCGGAUGAUUUCGGCGGAGGCCCCCAUCCUGUUCGCCAAGGCCUGCGAGCUCUUCAUCCUCGAGAUCACCAUCCGCUCCUGGCUCCACGCCGAGGAGAACAAGCGCCGCACCCUACAGAAGAAUGACAUCGCCGCCGCCAUCACCCGCACCGACAUAUUCGAUUUCCUGGUUGACAUCGUCCCCAGGGACGAGAUCAAGGACGAGGCCGCCGCCCUCGGCGGAAUUGUCGGCGCCCCUACGCCAGCGGCUGCGGCCGCGGGGGUCCCACCGGCCGUGCCAGGGAUGGAUCCGGGCGUCUACGCGCCGCCGCCGCCUUCGCAGGCCUGGCAGUCGGUGUGGCAGACGCCGCCGGACGAUGGGUCUUAUGCCAGUGGCGGGGGCGCCGGCUCCGACGCUGGAGGGCAGGGCAGCCUCGACGGGCAAGGGUGA
Molecule: messenger RNA, 663 nt
Organism: Striga hermonthica
Lineage: Eukaryota; Viridiplantae; Streptophyta; Magnoliopsida; Lamiales; Orobanchaceae
Source: the annotation of a GenBank genome assembly